Perca fluviatilis (European perch) is the source of this 1353-nucleotide messenger RNA. RefSeq names its product sorting nexin family member 21 (gene snx21). Gene Ontology annotation, biological process: protein transport. The transcript has 5 exons. Gene Ontology annotation, molecular function: phosphatidylinositol phosphate binding. NCBI's taxonomy places the organism in Eukaryota, Metazoa, Chordata, Actinopteri, Perciformes, Percidae. The coding region runs from base 67 to 1239 and encodes 390 amino acids. The record is from RefSeq and is a predicted model, not a curated record. Gene Ontology annotation, cellular component: early endosome membrane.
UCAAAUCGGGAGAUCAGUGAAGAUUCAAACCUCUAGUGUGCACAGGCUGAUAUUAACACAACUUUUAUGCAUUUCUUUCACAUCUCCUGCAGUCAGACUCACUGUGUUCACUCAGAAGGAAUCACUUCACAUGGACAUCAGUCCUGGGGCCAUGUCUCCAGGGGGCGUGUCUCCGGCGGGCUCGUCUCCAGGGGGCGUGUCUCCAGGGGGCGUGUCUCCAGGGGGCGUGUCUCCGGCGGGCUCGUCUCCAGGGGCGUGUCUCCAGGGGCCGUGUCUCCGGCGGGCGUGUCUCCGGCGGGCGUGUCUCCUGCGGGCGUGUCUCCUGCGUCCUUCCUACUGACUCGGCAACUCCAGGACAGCUGGAGGACGCUGCGCAGACUGACGGGAGGAAGCAACACCUCUGCUGACAGACAGCUGACAGACAACCUGCUGUUUGAAGUGACCGACGCCAGCGUGGUGACGGACAGCUCCUCCAAAUACGUGCUGUACACCAUCCAUGUGAUCCAGUCUGGAGGCAGUGAUAAGACUCCAGCCAUCAUCACUCGCCGAUACUCCGACUUCCAGCGGCUGCACGCAACGCUGCGCCGUAACCACGGAGACCAGAUGGAGCGAGUCUGUUUCCCACGGAAGAAGCUGCGCAGGAACUUCACGGCGGAGACGAUCGCCAGGCGGAGCCGAGCCUUCGAGCAGUACCUGUCCCACCUGUGUUCCCUGCCGGGCCUGAGGGGGGCGCUGUGUGUUAGACACUUCUUCUACCUGACGGACCUGCAGACCGCCCAGCUGCUCAUCAGGGGGGGACAUUUUCCGGAGGCUCUGGGUCCGCUGCUCAACGCCAAGAGACUGCAACACAAACUGGGCUGGACGGGUUACCACGACGACAGCCAGGCUCCGGCCCCGCCCCCGGCCUCCUCCCAUUGGCUCUUCACCCUGGUGGGUCUGUGGCGCUGUUUCCAGGAGGCGGAGCAGCUGGAGGAGGCGCGGCAUCACUGCGACGCCGCGCUGCGCGUCAUCACGCCGGCGGAGGAUAAGCCCCGCCCACUUACUGACAGGCCACACCCCCUGCUGCUGCCGCUGCUGCGAGCCGUGGUGCGGCUGUCCUGGCAGACGGGACGAGACAAACGGCAGUGGGAGGAGCUACUGCAGCAGCUGGGGGAGCAGGGGGCGGGGCUAGACAAUCAGCCAAUCAUCACAGAGUUUCUGCUCAAUCACAACCUGCAGGAGAGCGAAUGGGAGGGCUAGAAAGACACUGACAGACAGACACACACACACACACACACACACACAUACACACACAGAAAACACACACACACACACACACAGAAAACACACACACACACACACACACACAGACAC